This is a messenger RNA of Laetiporus sulphureus 93-53, 776 nucleotides long. Its product is annotated as RNA-binding domain-containing protein. The transcript has 5 exons. The record is from RefSeq and is a predicted model, not a curated record. Gene Ontology annotation, molecular function: mRNA binding. Lineage: Eukaryota; Fungi; Basidiomycota; Agaricomycetes; Polyporales; Laetiporaceae. Gene Ontology annotation, cellular component: ribonucleoprotein complex; nucleus; cytoplasm. Bases 32 to 403 code for a protein of 123 amino acids.
UUCGGAAUCUCUCAAAACCACGGUCAUAUUAAUGGCACUCGCUCGUCCAACUACCAAACUGCCUCCCGGAGCGAACCGUAUUCUAUUCGUGAAGAAUCUGAACUAUCAGAUCACUGGGGAUGACUUGUACGACCUCUUCGGCCGUUAUGGCAGUAUACGUCAGAUUCGGAUAGGCAGUGAACAGAAAACCCGUGGAACAGCGUUCGUCGUCUUUGACGACGUCAUGGAUGCGAAAAAUGCAUUGGAUCACCUCAACGGAUUCCAUUUGCAAGAACGCUAUAUUGUGGUCCUUUACCAUAUGCCCGCGAAGCAAGAUGCUGCCGCGGCAAAAGCGGACUUGGCUCGUCGCGAAGAGGAGUUGGCUCAGUUAAAGAAGAAACACGACAUCAACGACGAAGAUUGAAUAUGUUUGGCCCUCGUCAUUACGCUUCUUGCCCACUUGUAUCACUGUAGGAUUUAUCGGAACUGUAACAUGCUGACCCGUCAAUUCAUGCCGCUUCUAUAACGCAAUCGACUCUAGCCGUCACUAAGGCGUCUGUGGCCAUGAGACCGAAAGAGCCGCCGUUAAUGAAUCGGGAAUUUGGGCCGCAGUCAUCUAUUGAACGUGCUUAAAUCUGCUCUCCACGAGCCGAUGACCAUAUACAUUGUAGUAGUUUCAAGAAAGAGUGCAGAUUCAUUACAUUGUCGAUAACUACGAGCUUCUAUCAGCGGCCGAGUAACUCUUCUCCUCACACGGUUCGAUGACCUGCCGCAAUGCAGUUCGGACAAACGCUGUC